CACGGAGGGGGCGGGUCCUCGCCGCGCGCAGUGCUUCGGCCAGAGCUCGAGGCGCUGCUUACCGUCGCCUGAGCUAGGAGACGCCGCGGCCGCCGCUGGGUCGCAUCGGGCUUCGCGUCGCGCCGUGUACGCCUCCUCUGCCCCACCCGACCGGCAGCAUAGGCUCUACCUGGUCCGCGGCCUCCCUGUCCGCGGCGGGGCAGGUGGUUUUCCUGCGGUGAACUCCUGCCCUGCCUUCCGGUAGCUGGCUCGUGGCUCCCAACUCUGAGCUCUCGGUGAACCUGGGAAGGGGAUGAGAACAGGGUACACCACUUCUGGCCAUUUACCAAAAGGACUUUAUAUCCUACCACAGAGAUAGCUGUACAUCCAAGCUUGUUGCCAGUAUCUUCACAACGGCAAGGAGUGGAAAUCAUCCUGGAUGUCCACCAUGAAGGAGAUCGUAAGACCCUACUGCUGAAGAUGCCACGUGCCUUGGUCGGAGGACAUGGAGAAACGAGGCUACCACUGGACUGGAUGCUUCCUCCCUGCUUGCUACCUUCAUAGUGUUGGGAGUUGCUAUUCAGGCUGGUGAGGAAGAAUUGCCAUCCACGGCUGUACUCAUCUUGGACCUUGUGUGCAACAAUUCUGUCUGGCCUAGGAAGAUGCAUCAUCUGGUACAAUAGUGAUGGACAGUCUCUCCUCGGGGAGCAGGUGGGCUGGCAGGACAGGCGUCCCCAGGCCGGGAGAAGGAGGCGCUCCCAGGUAGGUGAGCUCCAGCCAAGCCAGCCCUGCCAGAGACCUUCAGUUUCGGUGGCUGGUGCUCUGAGCCACAGUGCGCUUCAGCAUUUGGAUCUAUGGGCCUGCUUUGAACCAUAGAGCCUGCCUAUGGGGGAAGGUGACGCCAUCUGGGCCCCACCCAUCCUUCCUCACAGCACCCUCGGCACCUUAAGCCACCACCCUGAGCUACAUUUUGGAGGGAAGAUGGAAUCUAAGGUCUCGGAAGGUGGCCUGAACGUAACCCUGACCAUCCGCCUACUGAUGCAUGGAAAGGAAGUUGGAAGCAUCAUCGGGAAGAAAGGAGAAACAGUAAAGAAGAUGCGUGAAGAGAGUGGCGCCAGGAUCAACAUCUCAGAGGGAAACUGCCCAGAGAGAAUCGUUACAAUCACAGGCCCAACUGACGCCAUCUUCAAGGCCUUUGCUAUGAUCGCGUACAAGUUUGAGGAGGACAUCAUUAAUUCCAUGAGCAACAGCCCUGCCACCAGCAAGCCUCCAGUGACACUGCGACUAGUGGUCCCUGCCAGCCAGUGUGGGUCCCUGAUCGGCAAAGGUGGCUCCAAGAUCAAGGAGAUCCGGGAGUCCACAGGUGCUCAGGUCCAGGUGGCAGGUGACAUGCUGCCCAACUCCACAGAGCGGGCAGUGACUAUCUCAGGGACCCCAGACGCCAUCAUCCAGUGUGUGAAACAGAUCUGUGUGGUCAUGCUGGAGUCCCCACCGAAAGGUGCCACCAUUCCCUACCGCCCAAAGCCCGCCUCCACCCCUGUCAUUUUUGCAGGUGGUCAGGUAAGAGCCGACCCGCUCGCGGCCUCCACUGCCAACCUCAGCCUUUUACUGCAGCAUCCGCCGCUGCCCGCCUACACAAUCCAGGGACAGUACGCCAUCCCCCACCCAGAUCAGUUGACCAAGCUCCACCAGUUGGCCAUGCAGCAAACCCCCUUUCCUCCCCUCGGACAGACCAACCCCGCUUUCCCCGGAGAAAAGCUGCCUUUACACUCCUCCGAAGAAGCUCAAAAUCUGAUGGGCCAGUCGUCAGGUCUGGAUGCCAGCCCACCGGCCAGCACUCAUGAGCUCACCAUUCCCAAUGAUCUUAUAGGCUGCAUAAUUGGACGCCAAGGCACCAAAAUCAAUGAAAUCCGACAGAUGUCUGGAGCUCAGAUCAAAAUCGCCAAUGCCACUGAAGGGUCGUCAGAGCGCCAGAUUACCAUCACAGGGACCCCAGCCAACAUCAGCCUUGCCCAGUAUCUCAUCAACGCUAGGCUGACGUCUGAGGUCACCGGGAUGGGUGCACUCUAACCUACCCAAGGUCCUCCACUGCACACAUCGGAUGGCUCCAGCCCGCAGCCUCACCAGCUGGCACACUGUACAGACUGCCUGUCCUUCCUUGCAGAUAUGAAUAGAGCGUUUUCUUUACAAACAGAUGAUAGUGCGUGUCUGCCCACUCAGGCCCUGUGCGCUCCGUGUUAGUGUAGCCCUCCACGCAUUGGCAUGCAGCUCUUUACUUUACUGCUCAACGUAUUCCCAAAUGUGAUGUUUCAGAGAUUUAUUCCUCAGUAUCCAUGUGACUGUCUGUUUAAAAGUUGGUUUGAUGCUUUAACAGCACUUCCUAUGUCCUGCUGUCCCUUGUUCUCAGAGACCCUCCUCUCUCACCCAGUCUACUGACUCAUUUCCGCCCUAGGUUGUAUGCAGGGAUCAGAGGUACUUUUAUUGCAACCUGCAGGGAGUGUCUGGAAGAGGAGGGACUUGGGGGUGUAUCUAAGGAGCAGGGUAGAGUGCCAGAGGGUGGGGUGGGACCCUGACUUCACUGGGAUAUCUCGGGGAGGGGGCACUUGUGCCCUCCAGGUGUCUUCCAAGAUGGCUAAGAACAAGGACUUGCCAGAAAGUUCAUCUGCACCCAUCAGAGUUUAAUAAAUGUCGUGUUCCUCCCCCAUG
Mus musculus (house mouse) is the source of this 2685-nucleotide messenger RNA. RefSeq names its product poly(rC) binding protein 3 (gene Pcbp3). Gene Ontology annotation, molecular function: single-stranded DNA binding; RNA binding; nucleic acid binding. Lineage: Eukaryota; Metazoa; Chordata; Mammalia; Rodentia; Muridae. The transcript is spliced from 19 exons. The record is from RefSeq and is a predicted model, not a curated record. Gene Ontology annotation, cellular component: cytoplasm. Bases 865 to 2049 code for a protein of 394 amino acids.